Messenger RNA from Thlaspi arvense, 812 nucleotides. The record is from the annotation of a GenBank genome assembly. Lineage: Eukaryota; Viridiplantae; Streptophyta; Magnoliopsida; Brassicales; Brassicaceae.
AUGGAUACCAUCAAGCUAGGCACUGGUUCGAGGGAUGCAAUCAGCUGGCUCCCUCAAGAGGUUCUGUGCGACAUCUUGUCCUUACUUCCGACCAAACUGGCUGCUUCAACAACGGUUCUAUCGAAAAAGUGGAGGAAUGUGUUUGCACUGGUGAUUUCUCGAUGUGUUGAACUUGAAGAUGGACUACUCCUGCCGGUGUUCAACAAUCUGGUUACUUUAUCUUUUGGGAGUAAGAAUAAGCGAGGCUGGAAACUGCUGCCACGUCUGCUUAACCAGUCUCCAAAGCUUGAAACUCUAAUCAUCCAGGGUCUGGAUGGUUACACAGGCGAUGCGACCAUUAGUCUGUUCAAAGUGAAGGUGUUGCGUGUUCUUGGUUAUCGAGGAACUGCUCAAGAGUUGCAACACUUGAAGAGUUUUCUUGUGGGAUCGGAAUGCAUCGAACUAGUGCGAGUGGAGAUUCCCGAAUGUGUUGAGGUUGAUGAUGGCAUAGUAUCGCAAGUCCAUGAGGACCUAAUGGCGCUUGUUCUACCCAAUUGCCUGACCCAAGUCCAUUAUUUCAUCUAAGCUGUAUACAAUUAUUCUCUGUAACAUUAAGCUCUUAAAUUGCUUCAUGUCGCAUUGCUCUUGCAGGAGCCUCCUCUCUGUAACAUUAAAACUCAUAAAUUGCUUAUUUAAUAGCGGGGUUCAUGGUUUUGCGAAACCUUCGUCCCUAGAAUUGUUAUCUCUUAGUUUGUAUUGUGGGAAGAGAAAUAAUUUAUAUGGAUCUUUAAAAUUUCUCUAUUGGUUGCUAAAAGGUUGGUAGGAGUUGUGGU